CAUUCUAUGUCAACAAGCAAGCACGCACGUUUCAUCUCUCAUCAACAAAACAAACCGGGAUCUGAAACAAAUUUCUGGAGAAACAAAUAUUUUAAGGAAUCAUAGGCAGUUAUCGUGGUAUGGCAAAUGCCAGUCUACCGUCAGUCAUCAUAACAGUUCGUUUGAUUCGUUCCUUUGAACAUCGCAACAUCAAACCGGUAAUUUUUAAAGAUGUUGACCUCAAUAUAUCUGUUAAAGAAUUCAUUGAUUUUGUGAAAGUUGAGAUUAAAACCCGUCCUGGUUUACUUCCACCAUUUCGCAACUACGGCUAUGAUGCUAUGAAGAUACAGCAUAUGGCACAUGGUUCUAAGACGAGCGAUCCAACCAUAAACACAGAAGAUGAUGAUAAAUUGAUGAUGAAGGAUGACAAUACUCUACAGGAAUGUGGAAUAGAACAUGAAACUGAAAUCUCUUUUUUCAAGUUGGAGGAUUACAGAAAGUAUCAGAGCAACCCUGUAUGCAAGUGGUAACGGCAGUCUAUCAACUUGUUGCUGAAUCCAGUCAACUGUGGUUUACCAACCUCGUGCAGCAUCCGGUGACUGUGUACCACCAAUUGUUCUGUAACAUCUAACCAGUGUGGUCUACCAUCCAAUGGGUUCUACAGAAUUCUUUGUAGCAACCAGCCAGCCAUUGAGGACUUCCAACUUCCUUGGUGCAGCUAACCAGUAACUGGAGUGUGCCAAACAUCUUGUUGCAUGCAGCGUCUAACAGUAGAGGUGUAUCAACAUGCUUUUUGC
Messenger RNA from Anneissia japonica, 776 nucleotides. RefSeq names its product UPF0538 protein C2orf76-like. The record is from RefSeq and is a predicted model, not a curated record. The transcript is spliced from 5 exons. NCBI's taxonomy places the organism in Eukaryota, Metazoa, Echinodermata, Crinoidea, Comatulida, Comatulidae. Bases 120 to 509 code for a protein of 129 amino acids.